AUGGCGAAAACCGUAGCUUGCUUUGUUCUCUUCGCUCUAAUCGUAAGAUGCGCUCUCGGCCAAGCUCUAAGUUCCGCCCCAACCAAAUCACCACGGUCUUCUUCUCCGACUCCAGCUCCCAAGUCUCCUACUUCUACACCAACCGCUUCGCCGCCAUCAACAGCCACCACUCCUUCUUCAGCCCCAGAAUCUUCUCCAACUUCCUCUCCACCGGCUCCCCCUAUGGCUCCGGCUGGUUCUCCCACCAUUGGUGCUUCUCCCACCGGUGCUCUCACUCCAUCCUCCAUCAGCGGGUCACCUGGACUAUCUCCAACUUCUCCUCCGAAUGCCGCCGCUUUGAAUCGAAUCACAACCACCGGAUCCGCCGUUGCAGCUGUUUUUGCAGCUGUCGCUUUGUUCGCUUAG
Molecule: messenger RNA, 405 nt
Organism: Hibiscus syriacus
Lineage: Eukaryota; Viridiplantae; Streptophyta; Magnoliopsida; Malvales; Malvaceae
Product: classical arabinogalactan protein 5-like
Exons: 1
Coding region: 1-405 (134 amino acids)
Source: RefSeq, a predicted model, not a curated record